AUGACUUCCACCCGAAGUAGCGUCGUCUUCAGCGGCGACGAGACUACUCGUGCACCGACCCCCAACACGCUCGACGAGGCUCGCCUGGAAAAGCUCGAGUCUCCUCGAGCUUCGCCUCGCGCCUCAUCUCCCGUGGGACCAGCUGCCGACCUGAAGAAGGAAUCCGACGGCAACAGCAGCGAUGGCGAGGGCGACACGGCCCGCCAGCAGACCGAGGAGGAGUAUCCUCAGGGCAUCCGCCUGGCAUUCAUCAUCGUGGCCCUCGUUCUCAGCAUCUUCCUCAUCGCUCUGGAUAUGACCAUCGUCGCGACCGCCAUCCCCAAGAUCACCGACGAGUUCCACGGCCUGGACCUGGUCUCGUGGUACGGCUCCGCCUUCUUCAUGUGCGUCGGCGGCUUCCAGUCCACCUGGGGCAAGGCGUACAAGUACUUCAACCUCAAGGCCUCCUUCCUGCUGGCCAUCGCCAUCUUCGAGCUCGGCUCCCUGAUCUGCGCCGUGGCGCCCAACUCGACCGCCUUCAUCGUCGGCCGCGCCAUCGCCGGCGUCGGCGCCGCCGGCGUCGGCUCCGGGUGCUACACCAUCAUCGGCUUCGCCGCCACGCCGCAGAAGCGGCCCAUGUUCACGGGCAUCGUGGGCGCCGCCUACGGCAUCGCCGCCGUCAUCGGCCCGCUCGUCGGCGGCGCCUUCACCGACAAGGUCUCGUGGCGCUGGUGCUUCUACAUCAACCUGCCCAUCGGCGGCGUCUCCAUCGCCAUCCUCGUCUUCUUCUUCUCGUCCCCGCCCGCGGCCCGGCCCGUCGAGGCGCCCCUCGCCGAGAAGAUCCUGCAGAUGGACCUCGUCGGCACCGCCCUCGUCAUGGGCGCCAUCAUCUCCUACCUCCUGGCCCUGCAGUGGGGCGGCCAGACCAAGCCCUGGGGCAGCGCCGAGGUCGUCGGCACCCUCGUCGGCUUCGUCGCCAUCCUCGCCGCCUUCGCCGCCUGGGAGUGGUGGCAGGGCGAGCGCGCCAUGAUGGCGCCCCGCCUCGUCCGCCAGCGCACCGUCAUCGUCUCGUCGCUGUUCGCCAUGCUCUUCGCGGGCUCCUACUUCGCCGUCAUCUACUACCUGCCCAUCUACUUCCAGAGCAUCGACGACGUGAGCCCCAUCAUGUCCGGCGUCCGCAACCUGCCCCUGAUCCUGGCCGUCUCCGUCGCUACCGUCUCCUCGGGCGCGCUCAUCUCCAAGACGGGUCUCGCCGUGCCCUUCCUCGCCGGAGGCAGCGCCCUGGCCACCAUCGGCACCGGCCUCAUCUACACCCUCGACAUCGGCACGGGCACCGGCAAGUGGAUCGGCUACCAGAUCCUCGCGGGCUUCGGCUUCGGCUUCGCCUUCCAGAUCCCCAUCAUCAUCAUCCAGGCUACUACUACCCCUGUCGACAUGGCCGAGGUGACGGCUAUCCUGCUGUUCUUCCAAACCGUCGGCGGUGCCUUCUUCGUGUCGGCCGCCCAGUCCGCCUUCCUCAACACCCUCCUCAAGAGCGUCGUCAAGUACGCCCCCGAGGUCGACCCCUCGACCGUCGUGCUGACCGGCGCCACCGAGAUCCGCCACGUCUUCCCCGCCUCCUCCCUGCAGGGCAUCCUGCUGGCCUACAUGGACGGCCUCAAGGUCACCUUUGCCCUCGUCCUCGCCGGCACCGGCCUGGCCUUCGUCAUCGGCCUCGCCUCCCGCUGGAAGCGGCUCAACACCGAGGCCCUCCAGGGUGCCGGUGGCGCUGCCUAA
Messenger RNA from Thyridium curvatum, 1755 nucleotides. RefSeq lists its product as uncharacterized. Bases 1 to 1755 code for a protein of 584 amino acids. The transcript has 3 exons. Gene Ontology annotation, molecular function: transmembrane transporter activity. NCBI's taxonomy places the organism in Eukaryota, Fungi, Ascomycota, Sordariomycetes, Thyridiales, Thyridiaceae. Gene Ontology annotation, biological process: transmembrane transport. The record is from RefSeq and is a predicted model, not a curated record.